This is a messenger RNA of Lachancea thermotolerans CBS 6340, 3789 nucleotides long. RefSeq names its product myosin 5 (gene MYO5). The record is from RefSeq and is a predicted model, not a curated record. The coding region runs from base 1 to 3789 and encodes 1262 amino acids. Lineage: Eukaryota; Fungi; Ascomycota; Saccharomycetes; Saccharomycetales; Saccharomycetaceae. Gene Ontology annotation, molecular function: microfilament motor activity; ATP binding; actin filament binding. Gene Ontology annotation, biological process: endocytosis; vesicle transport along actin filament; actin filament organization. Gene Ontology annotation, cellular component: cell tip; cytoplasm; vesicle. The transcript has a single exon.
AUGGCUAUAAUAAAAAGGGGAGCGAGGAAUAAGACGGCCCAGCAGCCCGCCAAGAGGUCCGGACAGAUAAAGAAGGCUACAUUUGAGUCGAACAAGAAGAAAGAAGUGGGUGUGUCAGAUUUAACGCUGCUUUCAAAGAUCUCCGAUGAAUCCAUCAACGACAACCUUAAAAAGAGGUUUCAGAAUGGCACCAUUUACACAUACAUCGGACAUGUGCUUAUUAGUGUUAAUCCAUUCCGGGAUCUAGGUAUUUACACCGACAGCGUUCUAAAAAGCUACAUGGGCAAGAACAGGCUGGAGGUCCCACCUCAUGUAUUUGCAAUCGCAGAGUCCAUGUACUACAAUAUGAAAGCUUACAACGAGAAUCAGUGCGUCAUUAUUUCCGGAGAAUCAGGCGCAGGCAAGACAGAGGCUGCUAAGAGAAUCAUGCAAUACAUCGCUGCUGCGUCUAACACGCACUCUGAUUCCAUCGGAAAGAUCAAAGACAUGGUGUUAGCUACGAACCCCUUGCUAGAAUCCUUCGGUUGUGCAAAAACACUCCGUAACAACAAUUCUUCCCGCCACGGCAAGUACCUCGAGAUUCGCUUCAAUGCACAGUUCGAGCCAUGCGCUGGUAACAUCACGAAUUACCUUCUGGAGAAGCAGAGAGUUGUUGGUCAGCUUAAGGAUGAAAGAAAUUUCCAUAUUUUCUACCAAUUCACAAAGGGUGCCUCGGACAACUAUAGACAGCUCUUCGGGGUACAGAUGCCCGAACAAUACAUCUACACUUCAGCUUCCGGAUGCACAUCUGUCGACACGAUAGACGAUUUGAGUGAUUUCCAAGCUACUUUGAAAGCCAUGCAGGUGAUUGGGAUAACACAGCAAGAACAAGACGAAUUGUUUCGCUUGUUGUCAGCUAUCCUAUGGAUCGGUAAUAUUUCUUUUACAGAAAAUGAAGAGGGCAAUGCACAGGUUUGCGACACUUCUGUCACUGACUUUGUUGCUUACUUGCUACAAGUUGAUGCCCAUUUUUUGACACAAGCGCUUGUAGAAAGAGUCAUGGAAACCAACCAUGGUAUGAAAAGAGGCUCGGUAUACCAUGUUCCUUUGAAUGUUGUCCAAGCUACGGCAGUGAAAGACGCCUUGGCCAAAGCUAUCUACAAUAACCUUUUCGACUGGAUAGUAGAUCGAGUUAAUGUUUCUUUGCAAGCAUUCCCUGGCGCCAAUAAGUCUAUUGGUAUUCUUGAUAUUUAUGGCUUCGAAAUUUUUGACUACAACUCAUUCGAACAAAUCUGCAUAAACUAUGUUAAUGAGAAACUGCAGCAGAUUUUUAUCCAGCUGACUCUUAAAUCAGAGCAAGAGGAAUACGCCAGGGAACAAAUCCAAUGGACUCCUAUCAAAUACUUCGAUAACAGAGUCGUGUGUGACCUGAUAGAGGCUAGAAGGCCGCCAGGUAUAAUCGCAGCAAUGAACGAUUCAGUUGCUACAGCCCACGCCGACUCGAAUGCUGCGGAUCAAGCGUUUGCUCAGCGUUUGAAUCUAUUCAGUUCUAAUCCUCAUUUCGAACUCCGGUCAACGAAGUUCAUUAUCAAGCACUACGCAGGCGAUGUUACCUACGACAUUUUCGGCAUGACAGACAAAAACAAGGAUCAAUUACAAAAGGAUCUUGUAGAGCUUAUUGGAACCAGCUCUAAUACAUUCCUUUCUUCCAUUUUUCCUACUACUGUUGACAAAAACUCUAAAAGAAGACCGCCCUCUGCAGGUGACAAAAUCAUUAAGAGUGCAAAUGAACUAGUAGAAACAUUGUCAAAAGCCCAGCCAUCAUACAUUAGGACGAUCAAACCUAACCAAACAAAGUCACCAAACGACUAUGACGACCAUCAGGUCUUACAUCAAGUCAAGUACUUGGGGCUUCAGGAAAAUGUUCGCAUUAGGAGAGCAGGUUUUGCUUACAGACAAACUUUUGAUAAGUUCGUUGAGAGGUUCUAUUUGCUUUCUCCUCAGUGCUCUUACGCUGGUGAUUAUAUCUGGCAGGGCGAUACUCUUGAUGCUGUUAAGCUGAUUUUGAAGGACGCGUCCAUCCCACCUUCUGAGUAUCAGCUGGGUGUCAGCAAAGUUUUCAUCAAAACCCCUGAGUCGCUUUUUGCAUUGGAAACAAUGAGAGACAAAUACUGGUAUAACAUGGCAGCUAGGAUUCAAAGAGCUUGGAGGAGAUUCUUGCUAAGAAGAGUUGAUGCUGCGAGCAGGAUCCAGAGAGCAAUAAGAGAAAAGAAAGGUGGCAACAAGUAUGAAAAACUCAGGGAUUCUGGCACGAAGUUGUUAGCAGGAAGGAAAGAAAGAAGGUCAAUGUCGCUUCUGGGUUAUCGUGCCUUUAUGGGUGACUAUUUGUCAUGCAAUGAGCCAAAAGCUAAGGGUGCGUAUAUCAAAAGACAAGCAGGAAUCAACGAGAAAGUGAUUUUUUCUAUUAAUGGCGAGUCUCUACACUCAAAAUUUGGUCGGUCGGCAUUACGGCUCAGAAAGGCUUUCAUUCUAACUCCAUCCCACUUCUACGUUAUCGGUCAAAACGCAGUCCAAAAUCAAAUCACUUACACAGUUGAUUAUAAAAUUGACGUUAAGCAAAUCAAAUAUGUGAGUUUGACAAAUCUCCAGGAUGAUUGGGUUGGCAUUUUUGUUGCGAAUUCAACUUUGCCAGAUCCUUUGAUCAACACUUACUUCAAAACAGAACUUAUCACACACUUAAAAUCUCUAAACAAAGGGAUCGAAGUCAAGAUCGGUCCGACCCUGGAAUACCAAAAGAAACCUGGCAAGAUACACGUUGUGAAGUGCCAGAUUAGCGAGUCUGCUCCGAAAUAUGGAGACAUAUACAAAUCCAGCACAAUUUCAGUUCGCAAAGGACAUCCUGCUACAUCGAAAUCGCAUCCUAAACCUAAAAAGAAGAGCACUUAUCAAGACUACGCUCCACAACACCGGACAUCUACUUCAAUUGGACAGCCAUCAAUACCGACUGCGACUCGCAGCACGGUUGUACCAACGACUGGCAAACAAGCUCCUGCAAAGCCUCCAGCCCCAAAAAUCCGUCAAAAGAAGCCCGCUCCUCCACCUCCCGCCAAAAAACAAUCCCAGCCAGCCCCUUCUUCGAAUGUUGCUAACAUAGCUGCAACCGCCGCACAGGCUGCAUAUCACCCCCAGCCAGCAGUUCAUAAUUCUGAGCAGGAAGCGGGAGUUAAUCACGGCACGCCACCACGUCAAACACCUAUGGGGGCCUCGCAAGGGUCUCGUAGUCGACAAGAACCAAAGUCAAACUUUGCUACGGCAAGUUCGCCAGCAAAGUCUGCUGUGCCACCACCUCCACCACCACCACCACCAGCAUCGAAACCUUCUGUGCCCAAGUUUGAAGCAGCGUAUGACUUCGUCGGGACGGGCUCACCUUCUGAGCUACCGCUCAGUAAAGGUGAUAUCGUGUACAUCUCAAGACAAGAACCUAGCGGCUGGUCUCUUGCUAAAACGCUUGACGGGGCCAAAGAAGGUUGGGUUCCUACUUCUUACAUGACGGAGCAUAAAGGUACAGCACAUGCAGUGUCUAGUUCGAGACCUAGUCAAAGUACGCAACCAGGAGUUUCAAGCAGUACUGAAAAUUCUGCAUCUACAGCAACUUCUGCCACUUUUACUGCACACUCUUCAGGUCCAGAUCAAAAUUCAAUUUCCAACGCUUCUAGUAAUCCACUAGCAUCGGCGCUUGCUGCAAGAGCAAACAAGGUGCGCCAGGAUAGCGAUGAAGAAGAAGCCGAAGCAUCAGAAGACGACUGGUAG